GAAGCUUCGUCCGACAACUUUUAGCAAAUCGUAUGCGCCGACGCAUUGAAUGAUGGCGCCCGAAGCUACGACCCCGAAAAAGGAUCCUCGAGCCUGGGAUGCUUUAACCCCGCCAUUAGCUGAAUGGAUACUGGAUGCUGUCUCGAGUAUGGGCUUUGCCCGAGCCACUCCCGUCCAGGCCAGCGUAUGGCCUCUCUUUGGAGGGGGGAAUAAAGACGUUGUUGUAGAAGCAGUAACUGGAAGUGGGAAAACCCUUUCAUUCCUCCUCCCCCUUGUUCACCGAAUCCUACGACAAGAUGAACCUACCAAACGACAUCACGUCGCCUCCAUCGUGGUCGCGCCUACGAAAGAACUCGCAGGUCAGAUCCACGGCGCCUUGAUGUCGCUUAUUGCCUUCCACCCUGCUUCUUCCGAGCUUCUUCCCUUUCUCUCAGGAGAGGAAAAGCGACCGGAGACUAGUUCGCCAGUAGUCGUACCCCAACUGCUCUCUGGCGGCAGCACAACGACGACCGCGCAGGACCUAAGCUUCUUCUUGCGCGCGUCACCAAAUAUCCUCAUAUCCACCCCCGGUCGUUUAGUAGAGUUGCUCUCAUCACCGCACGUGCACUGCCCACAGUCUUCAUUCGAAGUCCUAGUUCUCGAUGAGGCCGACCGGCUCCUGGAUCUAGGUUUCAAAGCGGACCUACAGAAGAUCUUGUCGCGAUUACCGAAGCAGAGGCGGACGGGGCUCUUUAGCGCCAGCGUUAGCGAAGCCGUGGGUGAAAUAAUACGGGUGGGGCUUCGCAACCCCGUCAAAAUCGCAGUCAAAGUGAAGAGCCUCAAAACCGGCGGCAUCAUCGAAGAACGGCGGACUCCAGCGAGCUUACAAAUGAGUUACCUAAGCACGCCCGCCAGCCACAAACUACCAAGUUUGGUCCAACUCCUCGAAAAGCUCGACCCGCGGCCACAGAAAAGUAUUGUCUUCUUAUCCACCUGCGCUGCUGUUGACUACUUCUCGCACAUCCUACCUGUUUUACUUCCCGAAGGCUUCGACCUCGUGCCUUUGCACGGCAAAUUCGACGCCAAAGUGCGGGAGAAGAAUUUCAGCAAAUUCCUUACCUCAGCUCAGCCCUCCGUACUCCUCACCACCGACGUCGCGGCCCGCGGCCUCGACUUCCCUCAGGUGGACCUCGUAGUCCAAAUCGACCCACCCUCCGACCCGAAAUCCUUCCUGCACCGAUGCGGCCGCGCGGGGCGUGCUGGACGCCGUGGCCUUAGCGUCAUAUUCCUUCAACCUAGCGAGGAAGACUAUAUCCCGUUCCUUGACGUACGUAAGACGCCCAUUGCACCUCUUCCCUACCCGCGCAUCAUUAUCGCAGACUCGGAAGCGCGGGAGACAGCAGAACGGAUCCGGGAGGCGGUGCGUGCGGACCGCGCAUUGCACGACAAGGCGCAGAAGGCGUUCGUGAGUUGGGUCCGCAGCUACAGCAAGCACACGGCGAGCUCGAUAUUCCGAGUCGGCGACCAGGACUGGACGGACCUAGGACACGCGUGGGGGUUACUUCGACUACCGAAAAUGCCAGAGCUGAAGAAGUUCACGGGAGAUAAAUUCCUCGGCGUAGAAAUGGACUGGGAUACCUACGCCUACGCGAAGAAAGACCGCGAGAACCAGCGGUUAGCCGCGCUGCAGAAGUACCUAGAGGAGAAGGAGGCAGGAGGGGAUAGCACAGAAGCGCAUCACGCGAAGAAGCGGCGGAAUGCAGAGGCUUGGAGCGGGAAGCACGAGAAAGAAGACCUAAGAUCGCAGCGGCGCGAUAAGAAGAAGAGGAAGCGCGAGGCGGAGCGGAAGCAGGGGCUUAACGAGGAGGAGAAGGCUAAGGAGAGGGAUCUGGAGAGCUUGCUUGAGGAGGUUAGGAGGAGGAAUAAGGAGAAGUAUGCUGCUGCAGCUGCGGCCGAUGCUGAUGCUGGCAAGGGAGAUGGUGGUGGGGAUGAAUUUAUGGGGUUUGAUUGAGGAGGAGGAUGUAGAUAUAUAUAUACCAUAUACCCGUUCAAUAUCACACUAUGGAAAUAGAGAAAACUU
Molecule: messenger RNA, 2059 nt
Organism: Annulohypoxylon maeteangense
Lineage: Eukaryota; Fungi; Ascomycota; Sordariomycetes; Xylariales; Hypoxylaceae
Product: ATP-dependent rRNA helicase spb4
Exons: 2
Coding region: 50-1990 (646 amino acids)
Cellular component (GO): nucleolus
Molecular function (GO): ATP binding; nucleic acid binding
Source: RefSeq, a predicted model, not a curated record